Lasiosphaeria miniovina is the source of this 3805-nucleotide messenger RNA. RefSeq names its product putative pre-mRNA splicing factor. Gene Ontology annotation, biological process: spliceosomal complex disassembly. Gene Ontology annotation, cellular component: catalytic step 2 spliceosome; intracellular anatomical structure. The record is from RefSeq and is a predicted model, not a curated record. Lineage: Eukaryota; Fungi; Ascomycota; Sordariomycetes; Sordariales; Lasiosphaeriaceae. Gene Ontology annotation, molecular function: RNA helicase activity; RNA binding; ATP binding. The transcript has 4 exons. The coding region runs from base 146 to 3655 and encodes 1169 amino acids.
UGGCGCGUGAGUUUAGCUAAGGAUUUCUAGUUGCUCACGAUCCUUCUUCUCGCUAAUACCGUCCAUACCUAACCGUGAGGCGGGCACAUAGAUCCCACGCCUGUCCUCACCUUCGCCUUUGCCGUCACGGCACACUACCGACAAGAUGGACGACCUAGAGUCUCUCGAGCUUCUUUCGCUCGUGUCGAAAGUCACGUCGGAAUUGCAGAACCAUCUGGGCAUCAGCGAAAAGACUCUCGCCGAGUUCCUCAUCGCCCAGCGUCUAGAAUGCGCCUCGCUCUCCCAGUUCAAGGACAAGAUGGCCUCUGUGGGCGCCGACUUCCCGCCCAGUCUGAUCGAGAGCAUAGACCGCCUCGUUCUUACUAUGCACCCCAAAUUCAAGGGCCAGGCGAACGGCACCCACGACAAAGAAGACGACGACCGCCCCUCGCGAUCAACUGGCGAGAAGAGCAAAGUGUUCAGGGGCCUAGCAAUCCCCGACAAGGAGGCCGACGCGAUAGAUGAUACGCUGGCCCUCUUGGAGAGCCUGGAGCCCAAGAGAGGUGACAAUAGGCGAUCCGCGCGAAAGAGGAGUCGCACGCCCGACGACUACAGAGACGAUGGGAGGAGGAAGCGGAAAGACAAGUAUCGGUCCAGGUCACGGUCCAAAUCCCCGCCCAGAGGUCGCCACAAGAACAGCCGCUACGACGAAGACGACGAAAUGUUUCGGCGACCCCCUGCGAUCGCGCUCGACAACACACCGGUGCUCUAUAAGGUGUACGAAGGCCACGUUACCGGUCUCAAGGACUUUGGCGCCUUCGUCAACCUGCACGGGGUGAGGGGCAAGGUUGACGGGCUGGUGCACGUAUCGGCUUUUGGGCAGCGCAUCAGCCACCCAUCGGACCUGUUGUCCAAGGGUCAGGAGGUUAAGGUCAAGGUGGUAAAGAUUGAAGGCACAAAGAUUGGCCUCUCGAUGAAGGACGUCGACCAAGAGACGGGCAUGGACAUGGCACCAGAGAUGAGGAUCGGGUCGGGCGCCAACGGGGAGGCUUUAGGUGGCGGCAGGAAACCUCCCGGAGCUAUGGACGACAACAUCAACGGCUCGUUCCAGGCGACUGCGAUUGCCCGGCAGAAGCAGAAAAAGCGCAUGACGUCGCCGGAGAGGUGGGAAAUUCGGCAGAUGAUUGCUGCAGGGAUCGCGAAGGCCUCGGACUAUCCUGAUCUUGAGGAUGACUACCAAAUGACUCUCAAAGGCGAGGGCCAUAUGGAUUUGGAGGAGGAGGUUGACAUCGAAGUCCGGGACGAGGAGCCGCCUUUCUUAGCCGGCCAAACCAAACAGUCACUCGAGCUGUCGCCAAUUCGAGUCGUCAAGGCUCCCGACGGUUCGCUCAACCGCGCAGCUAUGGCAGGAACGAACCUAUCCAGGGAGAGGAAGGAAUUGCGGCAGCAGGAAACCGAACCAAACGAGGAUCAGAGCAAGGUGGACCUAUCGUCGCAAUGGCAAGACCCCAUGGCGAACCCCGAUCAGCGGAAGUGGGCCGAUGAUCUGAAGAAGGGGACUGUCGCAAAACAGGCCAACCCUGACGCCGUGCCCGAGUGGAGGAAGGUUGUUGCACCAAGAGAUCAGUCGCUCGGCAAGCGGACAAACAUGACAAUCAAGCAACAGCGCGAGUCUCUGCCAGUCUUUGCCUUCCGAGACCGACUUAUCCAGGCCGUCAGGGAGAACCAGAUCCUGAUUGUCGUUGGUGAGACUGGUUCCGGAAAGACCACACAGGUUACCCAAUACCUGGCCGAGGCCGGCUUUACCAACAAUGGAAUGAUCGGGUGCACGCAGCCCCGCCGGGUGGCUGCCAUCUCCGUCGCAAAACGUGUCUCCGAAGAAGUCGGAUGCCAACUUGGCCAUGAAGUUGGUUAUACUAUCAGAUUCGAGGACGUCACUAGCCCGUCGACCAAGAUCAAGUACAUGACUGACGGCAUGUUACAACGAGAAAUCUUGAUCGACCCUCUCUUGAAGCGGUAUUCGGUCAUCAUGUUAGACGAGGCCCACGAGAGAACAAUCGCCACCGAUGUUCUGUUUGCUCUCUUGAAGAAGACAGUGAAGAGCCGUCCGGAUCUCAAAAUUAUUGUUACGAGCGCCACGCUAGAUGCCGACAAGUUUAGCGAGUACUUCAACGCGUGCCCUAUUUUCACGAUUCCCGGGCGAACUUUCCCUGUUGAGAUCCUCUACUCUAGAGAACCGGAAUCUGACUAUCUUGAUGCUGCCCUGACAACUGUCAUGCAAAUCCAUCUCACUGAGCCCAUGGGCGACAUCCUUCUUUUCCUGACUGGCCAAGAAGAAAUUGACACAAGCUGUGAGAUUUUGUACGAACGAAUGAAAGCGCUGGGUCCAAACGUGCCUGACCUCCUCAUCCUACCCGUUUAUUCUGCGCUUCCCAGCGAGAUGCAAAGUAGGAUCUUCGACCCGGCGCCACCAGGAAGUCGCAAGGUCGUCAUCGCCACCAAUAUUGCGGAAACUUCGAUUACGAUUGACCAUAUCUAUUACGUCGUUGAUCCUGGCUUCGUCAAGCAGAAUGCCUACGACCCGAAGCUUGGAAUGGACUCGCUCGUUAUUACCCCUAUCUCACAAGCCCAGGCAAACCAACGAGCUGGUCGCGCUGGUAGGACUGGGCCGGGAAAGUGCUUCCGACUGUACACCGAGGCAGCUUUCCAGUCCGAAAUGCUCCCAACAACUAUUCCCGACAUUCAGCGCCAGAAUCUUUCAAACACCAUUCUCAUGCUGAAAGCCAUGGGGAUCAACGACCUACUCCGCUUCGACUUUAUGGAUCCGCCACCUGUCAAUACUAUGCUUACAGCACUCGAGGAACUGUACGCACUGGCUGCACUAGAUGAUGAGGGUCUCCUGACGCGACUUGGGAGGAAGAUGGCUGAUUUCCCCAUGGAUCCAUCCCUCGCCAAGGGCCUCAUUGCGUCGGUCGAAAAGGGCUGCUCGGAUGAGAUGGUCACCAUUGUGGCGAUGCUCAACUUUCCGAACGUCUUUUAUCGUCCCAAAGAAAAGCAAACUCAGGCAGACCAGAAGAAGGCCAAGUUUCACGACCCCCAUGGCGACCACCUUACCCUUCUCAACGUGUACAACUCGUGGAAGACCAGCGGCUAUUCCAGCCCUUGGUGUUUCGAAAACUUCAUUCAGGCCCGCGCCAUGCGUCGAGCAAAGGAUGUGCGAGAUCAGAUUGUCAAGAUCAUGGAACGACACCGACAUCCCAUCAUCAGCUGCGGACGUCAGACGGAAAAGGUGCGGCAGGCUUUGUGCCACGGCUUUUUCCGCAAUGCUGCCCGAAAAGACCCCCAAGAGGGAUACAAGACGCUGAUCGAAGGCACGCCUGUCUACCUACAUCCAAGUUCGGCCUUGUUCGGGAAGCAGGCCGAGUGGGUGGUGUACCAUGAUCUCGUGUUGACCUCUCGCGAAUACAUGCACUGGACAACGAGCAUUGAACCGAAGUGGCUUGUGGAGGCUGCACCUACAUUUUUCAAGGUGGCUCCCACAGACAAGCUGUCCAAGCGGAAGAAGGCCGAGAGAAUUCAACCGCUGUACAACAAGUUCGCGGCGCCAGACGAUUGGCGGCUCAGUGCGCAGCGCAGAGCUGGCAGGUCGGGAGGAGGCGGUGGAACCUGGGGCUAAUAGACAUGGUCAGGACUUUGUGCAGCGUCUAGCGAAUCAGCUCAGACAGGCACACCUUUAGGAAUGUAUUAGGUCUAGUUUAGUAUUCACUAAUCCGGGAGCGUGGCAAUAUAGAAAUAAGAUACCCAUUGUGAGCUGACAUUCUUUUCU